AUGGCGUCGCUGGCGACGGCGUGCGCUCAUCUCACGACAUUGCGCAUCGACGCAAACGACGACUUGACCAGUGAGAGCCUCGCGAUCGUUCUUUCUGGCGUGCUGCAACUGCCGCAGUUGACGACGCUAACGGUGCCGGUACGCCUCUCCGACGUCGAGCGCGUGCUGCCCGAGCUUGUUGCCGCGGGUCGCCAACUCAAAUGUCUCUACUUGGAAACAUCGUCCGAGUUGAAUUACGCCGACGACGUUACGAGCCAGCGCUCGAUUUUGCGGACGCUGGCGCGCAUGCCAAAUGUCCCGUUUGUCGUCCACGAGCUCCCAGAUGACAUCGACGCCUUCGUGGUCGACGCGCUUAGUCCGCACGCUGAUCACGACCAGUUGUGCGACUUGGCUAUGUUUUAA
Messenger RNA from Saprolegnia diclina VS20, 402 nucleotides. RefSeq lists its product as hypothetical. The transcript has a single exon. The record is from RefSeq and is a predicted model, not a curated record. NCBI's taxonomy places the organism in Eukaryota, Oomycota, Saprolegniomycetes, Saprolegniales, Saprolegniaceae. Bases 1 to 402 code for a protein of 133 amino acids.